Messenger RNA from Paracoccidioides brasiliensis Pb18, 264 nucleotides. RefSeq lists its product as uncharacterized. The transcript has 2 exons. Bases 1 to 264 code for a protein of 87 amino acids. The record is from RefSeq and is a predicted model, not a curated record.
AUGGAAAUGGGAAAAGAUUCAAGUGCAGCGCUAAUGAUCCAGGGGGGUGUGGAUGCCUUUAAAACAGUCGGAUACCCAAUCUGGUGCCAUACAAAUACAUCACCAGGCAACACCGCCGCAGAAGAGCUUGAGCAGAAGGACGGCGCCAUUCCAAGCCAAGCAAAUUCCAAGGUCCACAGGUCUGCAGAAGGGACCGCUUUUGGUUUAGAGAGAUGCGGCGCAGGAACUCCCGUGGCUGAUGGCCCGCUGGCGGAACUAAUAUGA